AGCUUUUUUUUCUUUCCUUACUAUCAUAUCGAACUUUGUUACAAAGUAUUUCCUUUUUUUUUAUCCAAGUAGUUUUUGUCGUUCUCUCUUACUGCUUUUGAUCUCGGACGUUUUUCUCGUACACACAUAAAAAUACAAACAAGGUGUCUAUUUCGGUAUGUCACUAUCCUUAGUUCGACAAGCAGUUACAAAAGGAAGGCUGGUUCCUCUUCAACGAUAUCAGACAUACACUAUAUCAAAAUGCAUUAUAUCUCGAUACAACAGCACAGCAGCUGCUACGCCCCCCGCAGCAACAGAACAAGAAACUCCUCUUCGCCGCCAACAUAUUAUAUUUCCCAAUCCUGGUAUGCAAAGCUUCACCGAAACCACUCGAAUAUUGCCUUCUGCUGUUGCUGAACAAUUUGCAAUUUUAAAGGCUUGUAUUGCAUCUGGCUCAAUGGAUCGUGCUCAACGUAUUAUGAGUGAGCUUUACAGGGCAAAACCCGAAGAAAUGAAGUUGUUUGCAGAUAUCAAUGUUUAUAAUUAUUUCUUGAAUGGAUUUGUGGAGGCUCCAGAAGGGCCAAUGACAAAGUAUUGUCUAUCUUGGUUUGAUAAUAUGAAGGAAUAUGGUGUUCAUGCAGACGCAAACACAUUUGCUAUCAUUGUGAAGGGAUUUCUCAAAGUAAAAAGCUACCACACUGCAAAAGCUCUAUUGAGAGACUUGGCCGAAACAGAAGGAAUUAAUAUAGAACAAAUGUUGCGCUCAGAAUAUUUGUCGAAAAAUGACGUCGAAAUGUUUAGAGAGAUGAUUUCUGUCUCAAAAGGAACUUUAGAUUUAAAUAUUGAAAAGCUUUUAAAAGAGCUUGAGAGUGCAACCGAUCAAAUUCUCGGUAAACCUGCUGUCAAAGAAAUACCAAAAACGGAAGAGAAACUUAAACAAAUCGAAGUGGUGCCUGAAGCAAAGCCCACAAAAUCAAUUGGUGUUCACUUUUUGCAAGAGCAAUUGGCUGCUUUGCGCGAUCCUCAUGCUAGUGUCAAAACAGAUCCUUACGAGCUCCAAUUAGGGCUGGAGCAACAAGGCUAUGAAAUGGCUUUGCAACGAUUACUGCAUACCAAAGAACAAAGUAUUGAGCGUGGUGAUACGUUGAAUGCUAUGAACUUGUCACCCUUAAAACGUAUCAUGUGGACUUGGCAUCAAAAUAUGGUGCCUUUGAUUCAAGAAGAAAUUAUGCGUUGUGAUGCUGCUACUGCACGAGAAAGUGAUCGUCGUGCUUAUGGUCCCUUUUUAAAACUAUUGCCUCCCAAGACACUGUCCAUUGUGACUAUUUUGGAACUCUUACGUCUUCACAACUCAUCUGGUAUCGGUGAUGGCAUGAAGACUGCUCGUGCUGUGAUUGAUGUGGGUAAAGCUGUUGAAAUGGAAUAUAAUGCUGUCCAAAUCAAGCGACGUUCCACCAAAUCUUCUCUUUUAGACAAGGGCACAGAUACACAAGCAUUGUUCUCCAACAGUCGGUUAUUCAAUUUAACUGUCAAAAGAGCACAAAGAGACAUGAUGGAGAAAGGCGGUGGCGCAUUGGUAAAUGAAUGGAAUCCAGUUUGGCCCAGCACCAUUCGUGCUAAAGUCGGCAGUGUAUUGACUAGUUUAUUGUUGGAAGCUGCAAAGAUUCCUGUACCUAGUAAAAACCCUGAGACUGGAAAGAAAAUUAUUGAAAACAUUCCAGCCUUCUUCCACACUUACCAAUAUGUACAUGGUAAAAGAGUGGGUAUUAUCAAGUUUUCUGAACAGUUGACACAAAUGCUCUCUCGUGAACCUGUACGUGAUACCCUUCACCCUCGUCUCUUACCAAUGCUUGUUCAUCCUCGACCAUGGCUUUCCUACAACUCAGGUGGUUACUUAUCCACCAAAUCUGUGUGUAUGAGAAUCAAGGAUUCUGCUGAACAAUUAGUUUAUCUCUCUAAAGCUUCUGAACAAGACCACCUUACAGACGUAUUGGCCGGUUUAGACGUAUUAGGGUCUACUCGUUGGAGAGUCAACAAGGAUGUUUUUAAGGUGAUUUUAGAAGUCUGGAAUUCAGGCGAAGCACUUGCUGAUAUUCCACCUGCUAUCAACGAGCCCGCUCCAUUGCCACCCAAGCCCGCAAAUUACGACACAGAUCCUAAAGCCAAGUUUAUGUGGGUCUCUGAAGUAAAGCAACAGCAAACAAAUGAAAGAAACUACCACAGUUUGAGAUGUGAUGUCAACUACAAAGUAGAAACUGCUCGUGCCUUUUUGAAUCUUCCUAUGUAUUUCCCUCAUAAUAUGGAUUUCCGUGGUCGUGCUUAUCCCAUGCCUCCCACGUUAAAUCAUUUAGGUAACGAUUUAUGUCGUGGUUUAUUGCAUUUUGAUGAUGCAAAGCCCUUGGGUACUCGUGGCUGGAGAUGGCUUAAGAUUCACUUGGCCAACUUGUACGGUUAUGAUAAGCACUCCUUCUCUGAAAGAGAAACCUACACGAUGGACAACAUUGAAAACAUUUUGGACUCUGUUGACAAACCCUUGACUGGUAACCGAUGGUGGUUGAAGGCAGAAAAUCCAUGGCAAUGUCUUGCUGCUUGUUAUGAGGUUGCUGCUGCUUUCCGUAGUGGAAAACCUGAAGAAUUUAAGUCUCAACUCCCUGUCCAUCAAGAUGGUACCUGUAAUGGUCUUCAACAUUAUGCUGCCCUUGGUGGUGAUUUAGCUGGUGCUCGUGCCGUCAACUUGGCUGCUGGUGAUCGUCCUGCUGAUGUCUAUACCGGUGUUGCUGACAUGGUCAAUAGUGUCAUCGACAAAGCUGCAGCAGAAGGUGAUCCUUUAGCUCAACUUUUGCAAGGCAACAUCAGUCGAAAGGUCGUCAAGCAAACUGUCAUGACCAAUGUGUAUGGUGUGACAUUUAUUGGUGCCCGUGCACAAAUUGAAAACCGUUUGAAAGAAAACCCUAAUAUUCCUCGUGACAAGGUCUACAUUUUAGCUGGUUACUUGGCUAAGGCCGUCUUUUCUUCUUUAGGUGAAAUGUUUACAGGUGCUCGUCAAAUUCAAGACUGGCUUACGGAUUCUGCUAGACGUAUUGCACGAAGUGUGCCUUUGGAAACACUUCAAGAGACCGGCAUUGUUGCUGGUGCUGAUCCUGUGGAUCCAGCCACACAAAAGAAAGACAAGCGUAAAAAGAAGAAUAGCAAGACAUUCUCAGCUCGUAAUCCUUCUGCAAAUCAAAUGAGUUCUGUGAUUUGGACUACACCGCUUGGUUUGCCUAUUGUUCAACCUUAUCGUCGUUCAGGCAAGAAGCAAAUUGCUACUUUGUUGCAAACUAUCUUCAUUGAAGACCCUGAUGCUUCUCGACCUGUUAAUGCCAUGAAGCAAAGUACAGCUUUUCCUCCCAACUUUAUUCACUCUUUAGAUGCAACACAUAUGUUGAUGUCUGCUGUAGCUUGUCAUAAGAAGGGUAUGACUUUUGCUUCUGUCCACGACAGUUAUUGGACACAUGCCUGUGAUGUAGAUGCUAUGAACGAAGUUAUUCGCGAUCAAUUCAUUGAACUUCAUUCUCAGCCCAUUAUGGAAAAUCUUAUUGCUGAAUUCAAGGAGCGUUAUAAAGAUUAUCGUGUACCAUGUAGUGCGCUUUUAUCUGAAGAAGGUGAAAAGAAGAAGUUGGUAGAAGAUGGCGAAGAAUCCUUGGAAGAAGAUAUUGGAUCCAGCUUAUUUGGUGACCCAUUAGCUAUGGAAAAAGAUAUGGAACUUGAAAAGCAAAAAAAGGAAAAUGAAAAGAAGGACGCAUUAAAGGCUAUCUUUGGUUUGGGAAGCGCAUCCGAAGCUGAAGGUGACGGUGAUGAGGAUUUGGAUGAAGUAGAAGACUUAGAUGACGAUGAACCUCCAGCCAAGAAGAAGAAGUCUGCUUUGAACAAAUACAAGUAUAGUUGGGAGCCACUUACCUUUUUGCCUUUACCAGCCAAGGGCGAGUUUGACAUCAACGAAGUCAAGAAAUCACCUUACUUUUUCCAUUAGAUAUUUUAUAGAUUUACAUAUAUUCCCCCCAUUCUUUCUCUUUUUUCUUUCCUUUCAUG
Messenger RNA from Gilbertella persicaria, 4050 nucleotides. RefSeq lists its product as uncharacterized. Gene Ontology annotation, molecular function: DNA-directed RNA polymerase activity; protein binding; mitochondrial promoter sequence-specific DNA binding. Gene Ontology annotation, biological process: mitochondrial transcription. NCBI's taxonomy places the organism in Eukaryota, Fungi, Mucoromycota, Mucoromycetes, Mucorales, Choanephoraceae. Bases 158 to 3991 code for a protein of 1277 amino acids. Gene Ontology annotation, cellular component: mitochondrial DNA-directed RNA polymerase complex. The record is from RefSeq and is a predicted model, not a curated record. The transcript has 6 exons.